CUUUCAAACAAUUUAUACUGAAAAGUUUAAAAUAAUAAUUAGCAGCCUUCCCCUUGUGGUUGCUCUUGUGAGCUUUUUCAGAUUUUAGGUAAACCUUUCAAGACAGACACUUUUCACAACCAAAUUAGCCAGAUUUGGAAACAACAUCAUACUAGGAGGGACAGAGGAAUCCAUCUGGAUUCUGGAAAUCAAGAAUCAGAAAAGACCCAUAUGCGGAGAUAGAGCUUGAAGAAGAAGAAGAAAGAUGAGUGUUUCUGUAACUGUGAUGACCUUCAAUCUCCUCGAAGAUCAGCCGGGAGACAGCCCUAACUCAUGGGAGAAGAGAAGGGAUUUGUGUAUAAGUGUUAUCACCAGCUACUCCCCAACUAUUCUCUGUACCCAACAAGGUGUAAAGACACAGUUAGAGUAUCUUCAGCAUGGCCUGCCAGGUUAUGAACAGUUUGGCAUUUCAAGAAAAGGAGCUGAAGACAUUUCAGAUCAACAUUGCACCAUCUUUUAUGACAAACAAAAGGUAGAGCUGAUUGAAGGUGGAACAUUCUGGCUAUCAGAAUCACCAUCAGUCCCUGGAAGCAUAUCAUGGGGAUCCCUAUUUCCAUCUAUUGCUACAUGGGCGACGUUCCAGCUUAAAGGGGUUGAGCCCCCCGGUUUUUCAUUCCAGGUGGUGAAUACUAAUUUGGAUGAGUUAAACCCUCGUGCCCGAAGAAGAAGUGCAUUGCUAACGUGGCAACACAUUGCAUCUUUGCCGCCUAGUUUACCUGUUGUGUACUGUGGAGGAUUUAAUACACAGAAGGAAUCAACUACUGGCCGCUUUCUUCUUGGGAGAUCAAGGGAACAUGGAGUUGUGGGUGAUAUGAGGGAUGCUUGGCCUAAUGCAAGAGUAAGGAAGAAUGUUUCUCUUAUAAGAACUUAUCAUGGUUUCAAAGGUAAUAAGCAGGGAGCUCUCGAGUAUCUAAAGUUGAUUUUUAGGGCUCUUUGUUUGUGCUGGGAUCGACAAACUCAGGAUUUGCACGUUGAUUGGAUUCUUUUUCGAGGAAGGUCUUUGAUUCCUGUUUCGUCUGAGGUUGUUAAUGACCACAUUGAUGGCUACUAUCCUUCCUCUCAUUAUCCAAUAUUUGUCGAAUUUAUGCUUCCCCGUUCUGUCAGACCUCAAGAGGAGUAGUUCUACAAACGUGGAUAACUACCGAGUCCUUUUAUUUGAAGAAUUUUUCAACCUCACUUCUAUCAAAGACAAAGAUUGUUUUUCAGUUAAUGUUGCAAGUUAUUGGUUGUGAUUGUAUGUAUAUAGCCAAUAAUUCAAGAUU
Molecule: messenger RNA, 1301 nt
Organism: Impatiens glandulifera
Lineage: Eukaryota; Viridiplantae; Streptophyta; Magnoliopsida; Ericales; Balsaminaceae
Exons: 7
Coding region: 245-1159 (304 amino acids)
Molecular function (GO): 3'-5'-RNA exonuclease activity
Source: RefSeq, a predicted model, not a curated record